AAGAGUAUGUACCAAUCAGUGGUAUGUUCCAUCAGGACGUGCGUUCGCAGUGCACUGGCCUGCCAUUGUCAUUUGCGUUCACAUACUUACGCAGGGUAUUUUUAUGGCCUGACACUGCAACUCGUGCUUGCGUUGUGUUAAGAAUUUCAGGUGACACAUUUUAGAACGCAACAACGCAUGAAACCGACUUUGCAUGGCAAAGCGUCUGUUCGCAUACUUACGUAGGGUCUGUUUUGUGGGGUGGGGAACCUACAUUCUCGGGGGGUCCGAGGUCAGGCUUAAAAAAUUUUUUUUUUAAAUAAAGCAAUUAAAUGUUUAUUUCUGAUGACCUUUGAGAACAGAAUAUACUUAUUACUGUGGUUGUAAGCAGGUCAAAUGGUUCUUGUGAAAAAUGAUAGUUAAUGCAAAAACUUUUCCAAUACACCCUGCAAAGUAGACUUGACUACCAUAUUUUCUUGACCAGACUGCUGUUCUAUAACAUAAGACACCUCCAGACGAAAAAAGCAUAGCUCUGUCUGUAUUAUUAGCAGGAAUUAAUACAGUUCAGUUUACCAGUGAAUUGUAGGAAAGUGUUGCAAUCAUUGUGGCAGCAAAGAUAUCUUUCAUGCAGUGAUUUUAUUACAUAGCCAACAUAUAGGCCUAACACAAAAAAUGUAAUAUUUGCCUUAAUAAUGCUAUUAGUCAAUAACAAUAACAAUUCCCCCAUAAACUAGAAUUAUUUAAUCAUAAACCGAAUUACAUCGAUAUCUCCCGCAACCUAGUUGUCUUUAAGGUUGUUUUUCAAAGAAAUGCCGAAUGUCUGGGCCCUUCCUUUUCACUUGCUGCAUUAUUUUAAGUCAAGCCAUGCAAUGACUGCAAACACAAGUAUAUGAGAAUAAUGAAGAUGGAGGAAUUAAAAUUCAUUCUACAGUUUUGUGAAACCAUUUGCAGAUCUGGAAAUCCAUUCAACAGAGAUGUGAAACUAUUUACAGAUUUGUGAAUCCAUUCUACAGAUUUGUGACUUUUGCUACAGAAAUACCUCCUACUGCCUCUGCAAAUUAAUUAGUGUGUGAUAAGUAGGGAGUCGAACGGACAACUGAUCCCGAAGUUAAUUUGCUCUGUCUUUGGGGGAUUGAGCUUCUCGUUAACAUUUUGAAGUUACUCUCUGUAUAGUAGGUGGGGGGUUAUAACUGUCGUCUGAUUUGAGAUUUUGAGAAUUUGUAUUUCAAGUUUUGCGGCAUCGGCACUUUACGGUUUGUCAACUUACUGCUUUAUGGAAAUAAUCUUGCGCACCUCCUACCUGCCUCACUGUAAAAUCUGCAUAUUUUAACGUCAGGUGUUACGUUGUUAAAGUUUGUUGAGACUUCUGACGGAGUUGGUAGCUACAGUCCUCGGUCGGCAGAUCUUGCUCUAUGGGCUCUCGGUACAGUUCUGGGAUGUCUGGUCGGGGUUUCAGUGGCAACCCAGGCCAGUCAGAAUCAGGCAGACAGCAAGCAGAGGAAGAUGACGAAGACGUAUCUCAAGUUGUGACUUACUUACUUAGCAGGGGCCAGGUGCGUCUGGUCAGUGGAGGUGGAUCAACAGGGUUGCAGUUUGUCCAAUCAUAUUCUAACUCUGAUGAUUCUGAUGACAGUGAUGAAACCUGGGAAGGUGACCAUAGAAGUCGUUACAGUCCCCCAGUGGACUCCGAUCCGGACACUCGGGAUCUGGAUCAGAGUGAGAUCCGAACUCAGAUCCUCCAAGCCACUGCCUCCUCAGGGUCAAAGGGCAAACAAAGUUUUACUCAAAUGCUGAAAGAGAGAGAGUGGGGCCGCUGUCUGGGUACCAGUUUCUCUCACGGAGAGUGCAGCCGUAUUCGCUCGCAUUUCUUACCCAAUCAGGUAACACACAAGGAGAUCUACCAGCAGAAGGCAUUCUGUGGGGUCUACAGCGAGGAUGGUGACAGCUUCCUUUCAGCAUGCCAAGAUCAUAACAUCCGCCUUUAUGACACCAGCAAGGGGCGCUUUGCUCUGAAGAACAUGGUGAAGGCGCGGGACAUGGGCUGGAGCGUGCUGGACGUCUGCUUCACCCCUGACUCGCAUAGUGUGCUCUACUCCAGCUGGUCGGACUGCAUUCAUGUCUGCAGCCUAGACAGCACCAGUCAGACCCACACUGCUCUGCAGCUAAAACCAGAUGAGAGGAGGUUCUGUGUGUUCUCUGUGGCCACAUCUUCGGAUGGAAAGGAGGUCUUGGGUGGAGCGAACGACGGCUGUCUAUACGUCUUUGAUCGCGAGCAGAACAAGAGAACGCUGAAGAUUUAUGCGCACGAUGAUGACGUGAACGCGGUGACAUUCGCCGACCGGUCGUCCCAGCUGCUGUUCUCCGGAAGCGACGAUGCCUUGUGCAAAGUGUGGGACAGACGGACGCUCAGGGAGGACAAGCCGGAGCCCGUGGGACAGCUCGCCGGCCACACAGACGGCGUCACGUUCAUUCACAGCAAGGGUGACGCUCGCUACCUCAUCAGUAACUCCAAAGAUCAGUCCAUCAAGCUGUGGGAUGUGCGCCGCUUUUCUUCCGGGGAGGGGCUGGCAGCCUCCAGGCUGGCUGUCACUCAGCAGACCUGGGACUACCGCUGGCAGCUGGUCCCCCGGAGAGCCCUGAAGAGAGACAAGCUGACGGGAGACACGUCGGUGAUGACGUACCGCGGCCAUGGCGUGCUGCACACGCUCAUUCGCUGCCGCUUCUCCCCCGAGUUCAGCACCGGUCAGAGGUUUAUCUACACCGGCUGUUCAACAGGGAGAAUCAUCAUCUAUGAUGUGCUGACGGGCCGUGUGGUCUCCAGACUCUCUGGACAUAAGGCCUGUGUGAGAGACGCCAGCUGGCACCCCUAUCAGGACUACAUCGUCAGCAGCUCAUGGGACAAAGCAGUGUGCAUGUGGGAGCACAGGAAGACGCACCUGUUGGAUGAAGAGAGAGGGAUCAGGCGCCUGACAUGAAGAAUGAGGGAAGCAAGUGGAAGCUGAAGGACAGCUUGUUUUUCAGGGAGAGAGAGAGAGAGAGAGGGGGAGAACACAGACACAUGCUGAACUCCUUAAAUAUUUAUGCUGGGAAUUUUCUGUGUGGUUGUGGGGUGCUGGGCUGCAGUCUUCCUAUUUACUUCCUGUUUUAUGGAAGCCAUUGUGUUAGCUGGCCUAUAGUAACGAAGCUACUACAAAUACAGCAAAGCUGCAGCUUGUUAAGGACAAACUCCACAGCAGCAUACCCCUAAUACAUUUUGAAAUGGACAAUUUUACUGAUUGUCAGAAUAAAUGUGACUAUUAUGUAGCAGAAUACUGUGACCUGUUCCCAAUCUGUUUUGUUGUUUUGGACAAAACCACGCUCUUAAAUUCCAAAGAAUACUGAAUUGGUAUUUGUGGUGUGGGGAUGGCUGUUUAAGCCACUCU
Molecule: messenger RNA, 3401 nt
Organism: Anguilla rostrata (American eel)
Lineage: Eukaryota; Metazoa; Chordata; Actinopteri; Anguilliformes; Anguillidae
Product: DDB1- and CUL4-associated factor 11-like
Exons: 15
Coding region: 1392-2954 (520 amino acids)
Biological process (GO): proteasome-mediated ubiquitin-dependent protein catabolic process
Cellular component (GO): Cul4-RING E3 ubiquitin ligase complex
Molecular function (GO): protein binding
Source: RefSeq, a predicted model, not a curated record